AAUUCUAGUGAAGUGGACGCGAAGCAAGGAAGCUCUUCCUCCUUAAAUAUCUUUCUUCUACAUACAUCUUAACUAGAAUCACUCCUUGCUGCUCCGUAACCUUCUCUCCUCUGGAAUCCCAAUAAAAAGGACACUCUUGUUUCACUUUUGCCUCAUUCUAUCUCUUAAUUUGUCUCUUUCAGAGACUAAAAAUUAACUAACAAACACGAUGGACACUGAGGAGGGCGUGGUGGUAAUCAAGAGAGCAGAGAUCGAUACACGCCCACCAUUCCGGUCAGUUAAAGAGGCUGUUACAUUGUUCGGCGAGAAAGUUUUGGCCGGCGAGCUCUAUGCUAACAAGCUCAAAGAGAUGGAGGUUGGAGCAGUUGAAAAUGGGCACGGUUGUUCGAAGCUUGGAACAGUAGCAGCAGAGCUAGAGGAAACAAAACAGAGCCUUGAAAAGGCUAAAGAAGAAAGCAUAAUGAUGGCAAAUUGUGUAUCUUCUCUUAAAGAAGAACUUGAAAGAACAAAGCGAGAGCUCCAACAAUUGAAGGUACGUGAAGCAGAAAUGGAGUCUGAAAUUGAGGAUGUGAAGGUUGUCGAAGAUUCAUCAAAAUUUGAAGUGAAAAACCAAUUUAAAGAAGAAGAUGAAGGAAUUGAAUUCCAAAAGAAAAGAUAUGUAACUUUUGCAAAUCCUCCCUCUUUAACUCAAGUUAUGAUUCCACAAGGGCUUGAAGCACUUGAGAGACAUCCUUCUCUUAGGAAGAAGAAGAAGAAACCAUUAAUCCCUCUAAUUGGAGGGAUUUUCUCUAAGAAAAAAGGCAGUCAAAAACUCACUUCCCUUUGAGCUAAGAUACUUUUGCAAAUUGAAACCAUAACGUCUUCCCAGUUGUCAACAAUAAUAAUAUAUGUUCCACAAAUUUUUUCAUUUUUCUUAAUUUCUUCUUUCAGUUCUGUGUAAUCAUUCUAGCUAAUUAAGUUAGCAUGGAAUGUUGAAUUCUGGUAUCAUAUGGUUGCUCUGUGACAAAACUAUAGAGUAAUAAAAUGUAUUUAAAUCA
Messenger RNA from Jatropha curcas, 1037 nucleotides. RefSeq names its product WEB family protein (DUF827). NCBI's taxonomy places the organism in Eukaryota, Viridiplantae, Streptophyta, Magnoliopsida, Malpighiales, Euphorbiaceae. Gene Ontology annotation, biological process: chloroplast avoidance movement; chloroplast accumulation movement. The record is from RefSeq and is a predicted model, not a curated record. Gene Ontology annotation, cellular component: cytosol.